Molecule: messenger RNA, 621 nt
Organism: Cladocopium goreaui
Lineage: Eukaryota; Dinophyceae; Suessiales; Symbiodiniaceae
Source: the annotation of a GenBank genome assembly
AUGUUGCAUGUGGCAUGCAGUGAGUUCAAGCUCAACGAGGCGCCCAGGAUUAAUUUGAGCAAGACUGAGCAGGAUUGGGCCACGAUUGUGCAUGGGCCUGAGAGCGACUCUGAGAUGGAGGAGCAGAACUUAUUGCAACCAGCUGGAAAUGGACAGCCUGAUGACCGAGCUGACCAAGAACCUGAAGCUGAGGGUGGUGAAGGCGAAGGCAAUUCACUUCUUGACCUCAAACAGUUUGCAAAUGCAUUACGAAUUCCUGGGAUGCUCCAUGUGAGCGACAAUUGUUUGGGUCACAUCCUGCAAUCUUGCAAGUGCUGGCCUGCGCUCUUACAGGGCUUGCGCAUGGUGGAAGUGCUUCUAUGUCGACCUCUCUACAGAGAGCGCUUCUUGUACAUUUGCGUCGGAGAGAAACGUGCUGCAGAGGACAACCUCAACAAGUGGAGUCACAGCUUGAAGGGUUUGAGGUGGCAGGCAAUUUUAGAGUUCACCUUAGCGUUACUCCCGCUGGAAAGACUUCUCAGGCAACCUGGCUGCAUGCAGAGUGUGAAGGCCUGUUCAACAAGAUUCUUCCUUUUGGUCUUGUUCUCGUCUCGUGGACUCGUGGUGUCACGUUUUGGUUAA